AAGCAGAGACGCACAGGCAUUAAACGUUGGGUUGGGUUUCAUUUGCAAUUGCAAGCACCGACACCAUGAGCUCCAUCGCUCAGAAGCGGAACUUGUUCCCGAAUACUAAGCCAUCGCUUCCAGUGUCGCGUUCAGACUCAAAACUAGAAGAAGGAGGCCUUCGAAGACGUCUUUCUUCCUUGUCCCUUAAGAUCCAAGGCACCCCUGAAGCUGCAGCUGCAGCUGCAUCCUCUUGGUCAUUUCCAAGAUCCAAGUCCCUCUCAUCUAUGGGUCACUAUGCGGGCACCUCUGUAAGGAAAUGGUGGGAUUGGAGCUGGGCUUGGAUCCUCUCCAGAAAGCCCAUCUUUGCUACAGAUCUCGAAAUGAACGACCAAGAAACCAAGCUCCUUGGUUCCCACAACAGGGGCACUUUGAGACAUGUUUUCUACAAGUUCCGCUCUGAGAUCAGAAGAUUCAUCACUUCUGAUCAUGCCACUCUUCCUCAAACCUACGCCAGGACCACAUAAUCCAUUUCCCAACACAAUCCAUCCCAUUCUUCCUUCAAAUAAUUAAUUUAGUCUUUCAGAUCCUCCAUGCAAAUUACUAUUGGUACGGCUAGCUAGCUUAUGCAAUUCAUUUGUUCUUUCCCCCUUCAUGUACAAUAUCUCUUAUAAGCCUGUCUGCAAUUACUUUCAUGUAUAAUUGGUUAUUGCUAUUCUAUAAUCUAUAUUGUGGGUUGGGAUAAAAUUACCUGACUGAUUAUCUUACCUUAGCUGCUGUCGGUCGAGGGUUUAGAUUCAGUAAAGUUGUUACAGCGUAUUAUAUAAUAUUGUAAAUGUAGAAUAGAACUUGCCAACCUACAAGAUUAUUUCUUGCUACAACGUACGAGAUCGAUGCAUGUUUUAUAAUUAUAAGGACCUCUCUUCUAAAACAUAGGAAAAUGUGGCACCAACUACGGUGCCGAGUAAUUCGUAACCGUGCUUAUAUAAUGAUUCACAUGAAUAUUCUAAUUUUAAACUUUGUUAUUAUGCAAGACCUUGCUUUGAAAUUCGAGUUUCCCUUCCGACUUCCUAGCUGGCUCAUAUUUUCAUGUGUGUUCAAUUUAAUUUCUCCACUAUUUCUGUCUGUACGUUGAAUCGAAUGUUUGAAAUUCAAUGUGAAACAACAUAAUUUCAUUGAAGAACCAUACCUGAUUAGCCACUUACCUUGUGAUGCCGUUUUACGUUGCGGUUACGACACAGGAGUUAAGCUGCCUCCCACGGUUCCACCACCCAACACCGCAUGCCUUUGCUUUGUGUCCGAGUCGGUGCACCUUUUCUUUGUGCGAAAAAUAAAAUAGAAAAGAUAAUUACAUGGUAUGUUAUUAAAAAAUAAUUAUAAAAUGUUACAUAUGAAACUCUUUUUUUUUUAUUUUUAAAGUAAUAGAAUUAUUUUACUUUUUUUAAAAUUACUUUUGAAUUAUAAUUAUUUUUUAAAAUAAAAGAGUUGUUUUUAUAAUUGUAAGUAAUAAAAAUAAAUAUACUUUUUAUAAAAACUCGAAAAAAUAAAUUUAUUUUUUUAAAAAUUUAAACAAACAGAUCCUUUUUUAUAUUUAAAAUAAUUUAUAAAUAAAUUUUAUUAAACAAUUUCUUAAUUAUUUAAGUAAUUUAAAAAUAAACAUUAUAAAUGAAUCCGUUAUUUCUCUUUUCACUGCCUAGUUGAUAGACAAGGCAAGCCAGUCAUUUAGUAUGGUUUGACGUAUUAUCAUAAUUGUCAAUCAUUUGGUAUGCCAAGGUCGGUGUAUAACUUUCUUUCUGGAAUCUUCUUCGAUGGUCGCAACAGUUUUGGUGCGUGGAAUGUUCCUAAGAAUAAUACAGGUUAAUUUAAUAAUAAAAGUACUGUAAGUGUUAAAAAAAAUGUACUUUUAAUUUCUUUACUUUUAAGUUACGUGUAAUUUUUUAAUUUUUGUGAAUAAACAUUACACAUAAUUUUGAGAAAUUAAAAUUUUAAUUAUUCAAAAUAAAAAUUCUAAUUUAAAUUAUUCAUAUUUAAUUUUUAUAAAUUCUUCAUAAUUUAAAUUAUGUUUCUUACUCUAAAAA
This is a messenger RNA of Abrus precatorius (Indian licorice), 2057 nucleotides long. RefSeq lists its product as uncharacterized. The transcript has a single exon. Bases 66 to 506 code for a protein of 146 amino acids. The record is from RefSeq and is a predicted model, not a curated record. Lineage: Eukaryota; Viridiplantae; Streptophyta; Magnoliopsida; Fabales; Fabaceae.